AUGGCGCUGGGCCUCUUUCUCCUGCUGGUCCCAGGAGGAGCCCAGAAGGGUCAGGCGGAGAACCUGAAGGCUGAGAUGGAACAGCUGCAGAGGACCUUGAUGACCGAGAUGGUCGUGGAGCAGCUGCAGACGAAACUGAUGGCUGAGGUCCAAGGGCUCCUGUCAGCCCAACAGAAGGCGCAGGCCGCGCAGGCCGCGCAGGCGGCAGACGCGCAGGCUGUGGCCCUGGAGGCCCUCCGCAAGGAAGCGAAGGAGUCUGCGGAGAAGCACCAGCAGAGCUUGCAGCAGAGCUUGCAGACCCUGCAGCAGAGCCUAGAAGCCAAGCACAAAGAGGAGAUCGCAGCCGUGCAGACUGCUUUGAGUGCUUCGGAGAAGAAGCUGGAGGAAUCCGCUGCGGCGGCGGCCAAAGCUAUCGAGGCUCAGCGGCAGCAGGACCAGCAGGGGCAGGCGGUGGCCCUGGAGGGACUGCGCAAGGAGCACCAGCAGAGCCUGCAGACCUUGCAGCAGAGCCUAGAAGCAAAGAACAAAGAGGAGAUCGCAGCCGUGCAGACUGCUUUGAGUGCUUCGGAGAAGAAGCUGGAGGAAUCCGCUGCGGCGGCGGCCAAAGCCAUGGAGGCUCAGCGGCAGCAGGACCAGCAGGGGCAGGCGGUGGCCCUGGAGGGACUGCGCAAGGAGCACCAGCAGAGCCUGCAGACCUUGCAGCAGAGCCUAGAAGCAAAGAACAAAGAGGAGAUCGCAGCCGUGCAGACUGCUUUGAGUGCUUCGGAGAAGAAAUUGGAGGAAUCCGCUGCGACGGCGGCCAAAGCCGUCGAGGCUCAGCGGCAGCAGGACCAGCAGGGACAGGCGGUGGCCCUGGAGGGACUGCGCAAGGAGCACCAGCAGAGCCUGCAGACCUUGCAGAAGAGCCUAGAAGCAAAGAACAAAGAGGAGAUCGCAGCCGUGCAGACUGCUUUGAGUGCUUCGGAGAAGAAACUGGAGGAAUCCGCCGCGGCGGCGGCCAAAGCCAUGGAGGCUCAGCGGCAGCAGGACCAGCAGGGGCAGGCGGUGGCCCUGGAGGGACUGCGCAAGGAGCACCAGCAGAGCCUGCAGACCUUGCAGAAGAGCCUAGAAGCAAAGAACAAAGAGGAGAUCGCAGCCGUGCAGACUGCUUUGAGUGCUUCGGAGAAGAAACUGGAGGAAUCCGCCGCGGCGGCGGCCAAAGCCAUGGAGGCUCAGCGGCAGCAGGACCAGCAGGGGCAGGCGGUGGCCCUGGAGGGACUGCGCAAGGAGCACCAGCAGAGCCUGCAGACCUUGCAGCAGAGCCUAGAAGCAAAGAACAAAGAGGAGAUCGCAGCCGUGCAGACUGCUUUGAGUGCUUCGGAGAAGAAAUUGGAAGAAUCCGCUGCGGCGGCGGCCAAAGCCAUCGAGGCUCAGCGGCAGCAGGACCAGCAGGGGCAGGCGGUGGCCCUGGAGGGACUGCGCAAGGAGCACCAGCAGAGCCUGCAGACCUUGCAGCAGAGCCUAGAAGCAAAGAACAAAGAGGAGAUCGCAGCCGUGCAGGCUGCUUUGAGUGCUUCGGAGAAGAGAUUGGAGGAAUCUGCGGCAACGGCCGCCAAAGCCAUCGAGGCCCAGCGCCAGGAGGACCAGCAGGGCCAGACGGCUGCAGUGACGAAGGCGCUCCAGGCCCUGAACGACUACAAGGCCAACGCCUCGAAGGCCUUGUGGCUCAUCACCAAGUCCUUGGACGCUCACAAGGAGGAGGUGGCCACAUCCUUCGAGUCUCAACAGAAGGCAGCGGAGGGCGGCUUCGGCACGCUGCGGGAGGAGCUCAGCAAGGGCCUCACGGAGUCCGCCUCUGCGCUGCUGAGCACGAAAAACCUUCUCGACUCCGACGUCCAGCAGCACCGACAAGAACUCGAGAAGAAGCUCGAGGCACAGCGGCAAGAGUCUGCAUUGGGCUUGGACGAGUACAAGAAGGAGGCCUCAGCAGUGAUGGCCAGCACGAGCGAGGCGCUGACGGCCCACCGCAUCUCAACGGAGAAGCAGAUGGAGGCGCAGGUGAAGGCUUUGUCAGAGCACCGCGAGGAGGCCUCGAAGCUUGUGGAGAGCUCCAAAGAGGUGUGCCAGAAGGGCACACAUGAAGCAAGGGAGGCGCUCCAGCAGACGUUGCUCGCCACCAAAGAAGGCCUGGAGAAGGCCCUGGGCGAGCACAAGGAGAAGGCUGAGCAGCAGGCCGAGCAGCAGAAGAAGGAACACGUGCAGCUCAGCAGCCAACUUGAGGAGCACCGGAAAACGCAAGCGGGACAGGCUGAGAAGGGAGAGCAAGCUUUGGCAAAGCAAGUGGCGGACCUGGCCCUUUUGGAAGGAAAGCUGGAGGCCAAGCAGAAGGAGAGCCAAAACGAGCUGGAGCUUUUACGAAAAGAGCUGAAGGAAGAGUUGAAGGCAAAGGAGGAGUCGACGGCAAAGGAGGCGAAGGCUUUGGAGGCGAAGCUCGAGGCCCAUGCAGCCUCCUUGGUUUCCUUCGAGGCCUACAAGAAGGCCAGCGCGGAGCAGUUCGAGGGCUACAAGGCCCGCUCCGCCUCCGAUGUCCAAAAGCUGGAGGAAAAGCUCAAAGAGCAACAAAGCUCCUUCCAGAAAGAGCUGAAGUCCCUCCAAGAGGCUUUGCAAAGCUUGAAGAAUGAGAAGAAGUAG
This is a messenger RNA of Symbiodinium natans, 2670 nucleotides long. Lineage: Eukaryota; Dinophyceae; Suessiales; Symbiodiniaceae. The record is from the annotation of a GenBank genome assembly.